AGAGCAUGCGAAGAGGAGGACAAAAAAAAUAUCAGAGUCAUUGCCCUAGUAUAUAAUACAAAAUUUAUUUUUGUUAAUUAUGGCAUUAAGCCAAUGGUGCACUUACAAAAAUUAAUAAGAAAAUCUAAUUACUCUAAAAAAAUACAACUACCUGUUGUUGUUCUCAUGGUGGCUGUUGUCUUAAUGGAAGCUGAUGUUAAUUUCAUUGGGACAUAA
Molecule: messenger RNA, 216 nt
Organism: Dentiscutata erythropus
Lineage: Eukaryota; Fungi; Glomeromycota; Glomeromycetes; Diversisporales; Gigasporaceae
Source: the annotation of a GenBank genome assembly